AUGCUUUCUGUAAUGGAGGCUCCUACAGUUUUUGUCUUGAUAGCAUUUUCUUCAAUAGCACAUGCGAGUGUACCAAAUUUUGCUAAACUUUAUAGGGAAACUGAAGAUUUAAUAGAGCUAUCUAAAACUUACCACAGAUUGGAAAAUAAUGAUGAAUAUUUUGUCAAUUUUGACCACAGUAAGAAGCCACUAUAUUUUGGAGCUUUUGACUUUAUAGUUGUCGGAGCUGGAACAGCGGGCGGUAUUGUGGCCAAUAGAUUAUCAGAAUCCAAUUUUAAGGUCUUAUUAGUUGAAGCAGGUCCCCAAGAUCCAGAUACUGCGUCGGUGCCAGGCCUUAACGGAUAUUUUUUCAAUACACCCUUGGAUUGGGGUUAUAAUACAACUGAAGAAGAUAAAAUUUGUCUUGCAACAAUUGAUAAACGUUGCAUUUAUCCAAGAGGUAAAAUGUGGGGUGGAACAAGUAGCCUUAAUGGAAACGUUUAUAGUAGGGGCACCAAGUGGGAUUAUGAUGCUUGGGCAGAAAAGGUUGGCAAUACUGACUGGUCUUAUGAAAAUGUAUUACCCUAUUUCAAAAAAGCUGAAAGAGCAAUGUUCAAAAUCGACUUGGAUAAAAGUUAUCAUGGAUUCAGUGGCCCCCAGCGCAUAGAUUUAUUAGAAGACACUCCGGGAUUGACUACAAUGUUAUUGAGAGCUUUCAAAGAAAGAGGCUCAAUUGAGCAGGAUUAUAAUGGACGGAACCCUUAUGGUGUCAGUAGACCCCAAAAUUUUUUAGAUAGAAAUGUCCGUGCAGGAACAGCGCAUGCUUACAUAAGACCAGCGGCUAAUCGACAGAAUUUGCUUAUAAGUGACAAUUCAUUGGUAACUAAAGUUAUUAUUGCAAAUGAUAGAGCAGUGGGUGUAGAGUUUGUGAAAAAGGGAAAACUCUAUUUUGCUCAGGCUUCCAAGGAAGUAAUUUUGUCUGCUGGUGCCAUAAAUACGCCACAAAUUUUAAUGCUAUCUGGCAUUGGUCCCUCACAAAAACUAAUAAAACAUGGCAUAGAACUUGUUAAAGAUCUGCCAGUAGGGCAAAAUUUACAAGAUCACAUAGCAGUUUAUCCAAUAUUUUUCAGGACCCAUCACACUUACUAUAAUUUGACACUAAAAGAACAACUAAGAUUAUGGUAUGCGAAUAGAAGACCAUUGACUGCUGCCGGGGGAAAGCAAGUAAUUAGCUUUAGAAACCUGGAAGAUGAUACAAGUAGUAGUCCUGAUACUGAAUAUAUUGGCACUGGUCCAACUGCUAUAGGCAGUAAAAUAGCAACUGGCAAUAGAUUCAAUGAAGAAUUUACAGCUGCGUACCAAAUUCUCAACGAGCACACUGAUUUUUCGUUUCAAGUUUUUGUGCUACAUCCUGAAUCCAAAGGAGAACUAACGCUUCAAUCAAAAGACCCAAGAGAUUAUCCUUUAAUAGACUUCAACUUUUUUGCUGUUGAAAAAGAUUUAGAAACAUUGUACCGAUCAAUCCAAUGGAUAUUGGAAAUACAAAACACCAAAGCUUUCAGAAACUUUAGAGCUGAGCGCUUGUUUGUGCCAAUGCCGGGUUGUGACGAAAACUACGAAAUAGAUUCUAAAACGUGGUGGUAUUGUGUGUUAAGACACAUUGGGUCUCCUGGCUUUCAUCCUAUUGGUUCGGCAAUAAUGGGUUCAGGUCCCUGGAACUCUGUAACCAAUCCAGAACUUAAAGUUCAUGGAAUUCAAGGGCUUAGAGUUGCAGAUGCUAGCGUUAUUCCAGUCACUAUUGCUGGUCAUACGACUGCGCCUUGUGUAAUGAUUGCAGAAAAAGUAUCUGAUCUCAUCAAAUCUGAGCAUGGACAAUAAAUAUUAUUACCUACCUAUACGUGUUAUCAGAUAUUCACUUGAAAUUUAAAGAUAGCUUAAAUUUCAUCCAUAAAGGAGGUAAUAAAUAAUUGGUAUAUAAAAUUCUCUGAGAUGGACAAUGUUCUUUUCGAGGAAAACAUGAAUUAGUUUCUAAAGACUGAAUUCAUAAUAAGUAAAAUUAUAACUAACAAAUCUUUAUUCAAUAAACUAUUUAAAAAUGCCUGUUUC
Messenger RNA from Ceutorhynchus assimilis (cabbage seed weevil), 2085 nucleotides. The record is from the annotation of a GenBank genome assembly. Lineage: Eukaryota; Metazoa; Arthropoda; Insecta; Coleoptera; Curculionidae.